UCACGGGUUGUAGUUUAGGGGCGAGGAGGAAGGAGUUGUUUUUAGCUUCAGCGGUGGAUGAGAACAUGAAGUAGCCCCACACACAUUUGGGUGUUAUAAAGAUGGCGAGAAACAGAGAAUGCAUCCUCUGUGAAACAGUUUACUCCACCAAGCAGGAGAUGGAUGAGCACAUGAGAAGUAUGCUGCACCACCGUGAGCUGGAGAAGCUCAAAGGCCGGGACUGCGGACACGAGUGCAGAGUGUGCAAGGCGACGGUGGUGAGCCUCACCGACUACGCCAGCCACAUUUCCAGUGCCUCGCACAAGCAGAACGUGGAGGCCGCCGACAAAAGGCACCCGGGGAACGACCACGACGAACAGUACUUCGACCAGGCUCUGGUGGACCUGAUCGGGAAGAGGAAGGACCAGAUCAGAAAAGAAAAGAAUGCCGCCGCUGCAAAACUGGCAAAAGAAGAAGCCGACCGAAGGAGAAAGGAGGAGUUUCAGCAGAGGCUCAAAGAAACUAAGGAGCGCUACCGGAUGGAGUGUGCCUGGAAGCAGCAGUCACAGGGCUUCAGUGGAUCCGGUCACAACAGAACCUGGUACGGCGGCGACCAGUACGACGGCUACGCGGGGGGCGUACAGCCCUGGCAGCACGCCACGCAGGGGAAGAGCGCCACCUGGCACGCCCGGGAGCCUCCCAACUAUCAGAGAUGGCCACCGGGGGAGUUUGCUGGCACAAGCUUGCCUUGCCAAGAAGAUUUUAGCAAAAAGCGCUGCGAUCAGGGUUCGGUUUUUGGGAAUCAGCGCAGCCGGCUGCCGUGGCUCAGUAGCGCCGGCAGCAGCAACGGCGUCUACGGCCGAAACAAUAUUUCCCAGAGGAGCCGUCCUGUGAACUUUCUCGGGCCGUUUCCCCCGACGUCACACAAUUCUUUGGCCCAGGCUAAAGGUCAGCUGGGGGGUCAGCAAGGCGACGGGUCUCAGAAUGGUCGGGGCCAAACAGGAGAACCUGACCACAACAACACAAAGAGCUCUAAGACCUUUGGGAGCAAUCCAAAGCUGGACAAAGCCUGUCGCUGGUCACCCUAUCCGGUCACAAAGGGCUUUGAACCUGCAUUUCAAAAGGACACAAACCCAAACUCAUCGGAGCAGUACGCCAAAGUCCCCAAGUCCCAGACACAAGACAAGGUCCUGGAAACCAGCGCCGUUAACAGACCAUCCCGACCAGAACACAAACUGGAGCAGUUCUCCUCGAGUGGACAAAGUGCCGAAGAAAAAAAGAAGAAAACAAACCCUAAAACCAAAUCCAGGGACAGCAGCAGCAGCAACAACAACAACAGCAGCAACAGCAGCAACAGCAGCAACAGCAGCAGCAGCAACAGCAGCAACAGCAGCAACAGCAGCAACAGCAGCAGCAGCAACAGCAGCAGCAACAGCAGCAGCAGCAAUAGCAGCAGCAACAGCAGCAGCAACAGCAGCAGCAGCAGUGGUGCUCAGAGAGAUGCCCACCAGAACGCCUCAUCCGGCCCUUCCAAUCAGAAGGCAAAGCCGCCGGUGCCGCAUAAAAAUAACACGGCGUCCUCACUUCCUUUGCUCGACAGCGGAGCACAGCUCAGCAAGGCCUCGAGCCACGCGAGCGCACAACCAAAAACAACGGCCAGGCCGAGCGGACCGGGCCGGCAGGCUCCGCUCGCCGGGCCCCUUCAGUCCAGGCAAGAACGGCAGCCCCCGCAAACGCUGAAGAAAGCCCCGAAGGUCGCGUCUGAAAAGAGGGUCUCCUCGGACAGCGCCCGGAACAACAGGACGGAGGUGACGCUGCACAUCGCGGAGGACCAGCAGGGUGAGCAGAGGCCCACAGGAGCGAACCAAUUAAACGGGCAGGAUGCAGCUACCUGUCCGGCCCAGAAGCCCGCCUCGCACUCCUCAGACAGCAGCCAGUUCCUCCAAUCGCUGCAGGUCAGCACCUCUACCAUGGAGAGCUCAGAGCCUGCGGCGGAGGAGGAGGAGGAGGAGAAGGAAGAGGAGGAGGAGGAGGAGGAGGAGAGGAGGGCGGAGAAGGGAGCGGACGAAGCCUCGCCAGCCGGCAGCGGGCCGAGCUCGGAGAGCGACGCCUCCAGGAGCGGAGAAGCUCAGACGGACAGCAGAGAGGCAGCGGAGGAGCCGAGGCUCGACCCGCCUCCCGUCCUGAAACGCGACCUGACCAAACACAUCGGCUCCAAGGGCAAAGCCGGGGGCCACGAGCCCAACCUGAACAUCGCCAGGCGGGUGAGAAACCUGAGCGAGUCGCGGAGGAGCGACACGGAGAAGGACUCCGGCCUCAAGCCGACCGUGAGGCAGCUCCUCAGCGCCUCCGGGUCUCGGCGCAACGUGAACUGGGAUCAGGUGUACCAGGAGGUCAGGAAGAAGCAGGACAAGGGGAAAGGCAUGCCGAGGUUCGGCAUCGAGAUGGUCCCGAUGGACCAGGAGGACCAGAGCCAGGAGGAAUACCACAUUUCCCUGCUUGAGGGUUUCCAGUGGGAGUCGCUGGUGGCCACGCCCACCUCCCGAAAACGCUCCUUGUCGGAGAGCAGCGUCGCCCCGGGCUCCGCCCACUCCCUGUUCACGUCCCUCAUGACCAAGGAGACGGAGCAGAGGGACGGCUCAGAGACGCAGGGAUCCGUUCCUGCCGACCCGGCGUUGGCUCCAGGAAACAAAGACCACCGGCACGAGGUGAAGUCGGAGGCCAGAGCACAGAAGCAGCCGGACGAGCUGCCGUCUGUGAUGGCGAGGGCUCUGCGGGGGUCCGACUCGGUGCUCGGGGACAGCAGCUCCGGGACGGAGCUUUGCGAAGGUCAGGGAACCGGAAAGAGACGAAGAGCAGCCAAGGAAACUCCAAGUGCGGAGGCAUCUUGCUUGAACCACAGUAGCAAAAGAAGGAAAGUCAAAUCCAAAAAAGAGCGUCUGCAGAUCGACCAGCUGCUGACGGUGUCUCUGCGGGAGGAGGAGCUGAGCCGCGGCCUGCAGACGGUGGACAGCAGCCUGAUCCAGGCCCGGGCCGCUCUGGAGGCCGCCUACAUGGAGGUGCAGCGUCUCAUGGUGGUUAAACAGCAGAUGACCGGAGAGAUGAGCACACUGAGAAACAAGCGCAUUGAGUUACUUAAAGGAAUCCAAGGUAACGUGGAGGAAGCCCCUCAGCCCAAAGUGAAAGAAGAAAAGAUGGACUCAGCAGAAGCUGAACCUCACGCGCCGUCCUCCGUGCUGCUCUCCUCUGUCGCUGCUGCACCCGCUGCGCCCGCUGCACCCGGUCCGAGUCCUCUCACCGAGUCUGCCUCUCCUCCCUCCCCUCCCACCUCCAUCCUCCCCUUCUUGCCUUUAGUCAUCAAGCAGGAGCCUCAGUCUCCUGUUCAUGUGGACUUAGAGCCGGGCCCUGUGGACUAUAAAACCCACAGUGCUCACAGCACCACCCCAGAGCUGCUGCCCCCUCCUCCUGCAGCUUCUUCACCAGAUCCCGGCCCCAACUUUCAGCUAUCACUUGAAACAAAGCAGACGUACACAGAACAAAGCUGGAAGAACUUCGACGACCCUGCAGACUGCAAAGAGAGCUUAUCGGGUCUGGUCCAGACAACAGAAAAGGUCGCCUCUUUUCCCAGCUCCAAAACCCCCUUCAACCUCCCCCCGGCCAGCAGGAGGAGCUCUGAGGCGCCCUCUGCUGUGGACUGUGCAGCCACGCAGGCCUUCGCGCCCCCCUCGGCCCUCCACCCGCCCGCCUCCCCGUCCGACCCGAGGGGCGGAAAGCGCGUCAGGAAGCUGAAGAAGAGGAAGGUGCUGAAGAAGGUGGAGCAGCCCGAGAGCAGCGACACGGAGGUGGACGGCGACGCCUCGAGGCCGAGGUGGCUGCGGCCGCGCAGGAGGCCGAGCGGCAGCUCCGUGGUCAGCACCUCCACGCCGCCGUCAGAGGGCCGGGGGGGCGACGCCGAGGAGGCCUGCGGGCAGCUGUUCAUGGCCGUCAAACUCAAGCGGGUCGACAGGUCCCCCGGACACAGGGGGGCUCAACCCACGCCGCACUUGGAUUCAGAAGAAAGCAUGGAGGUCACCGCCGCCCCCCCGGUUCAGGUCCCAGACUCCUCCACGCCGGAGCCGCGGAGCCUGGCCUGCAACGAGGUCACCUCCACCAGUGACAUGGAGGUGUGCCGGUCCUCCGAGAGCGACCUGCCGCUUCCCACCACGUUGGCCAAGAUCUCCUCAGACGCGUCCUCUGACCACGGCGAGGACGAUCUGCUCACCGAGGGCACGUUCGAAGGCCACCAGGAGGCGGUGAACGCCAUGCAGGUCUACAACGGGCUGCUGUACACGUGCUCCGGAGACCGCACCAUCAAAGCCUUCGACCUGGUGAGUCACAAAUGCGUCGGCGUGUUCGAGGGCCACAGAUCCAAGGUGAGCUGCCUGCUGGUGUCGGCGGCCGUCAGCCUGCAUCACCGCCUCUACUCGGGCUCCAGUGACCAGAGCAUCUGCUGCUACAGCCUCAAGACACAGGAGCUGGAGCAGCAGUUCUUUCUGCCGGACCGAGUCCUCUGCCUCCACAACCGAUGGAAGACCUUAUACGCCGGACUGGCCAACGGCACGGUGGUGACCUUUAACCUCAAGACCAACAAGGAGGCGGAGGUGUUCGAUUGCCACGGCCCGCGGGCCGUGAGCUGCCUGGCCUCGUCGCAGGAGGGGGCCCGCAAGAUCCUGCUGGUGGGCUCCUACGACAGCACCAUCAGCGUGAGGGACGCCAAGAGCGGCCUGCUGCUGCGCACGCUGCAGGGCCACAGCAAGGCGGUGCUGUGCAUGAAGGUGGCCAAUGACCUGGUGUUCAGCGGCUCCAGUGACCAAUGUGUCUACGCGCACAACAUCCACACCGGAGAGCUGGUGCGCGUCUACAAGGGCCACAGCCACGCCGUCACCGUGGUGUCCAUCCUGGGGAAGGUGAUGGUCACGGCUUGUCUGGACAAACUGGUGCGCGUCUACGACCUCCAGUCUCACAGCCAGCUGCAGGUCUACGGUGGACACAAGGACAUGGUGAUGUGCAUGGCUGUUCACAAGAACAUGAUCUACAGCGGUUGCUAUGACGGCAGCGUGCAGGCCGUCAAGCUGAACGUGAUGCAGAACUACCGCUGCCGGUGGCUCGGCUGCUCGCUGGUGUUCGGGAGGGUGGAGCACCUGCAGCACCACCUGGUCGGCCACCACCCCCCCCCCGCCGGCAGCUCCCAGCUGAUCAAGUGCCGCUGGAAAAACUGCGAGGAGGUUUUCUGUGAGCGCAGCCGCUCCAAACAGCGCAUACUGGUGAACACGCACAUGCAGAAACACGCCGAGGAGGAGGAGGAGGAGGAGACGGAACUGGAGCCUUGAAGUGCUGCUCCCCCCUGCUUUGUCUAACCUCCCAUAUUGGGGGGGGGCUGUCUUUGGGACCCACCGCACGUCGCUCCUGUCGAAGCUGGCGAGUGGCGUUUGAUGACUCCAUCCUUUAUGUUCGGUGUUGGAAUCCAACCAAUAACACGAUGGCGAGAGGAGGGUGGGCGGAGCCGUUUGUCCUUUCACGCUGCAAAACAAACGCGCCUCUCUGACCACUCAAAGUUUCUCUUUGCACUGACCAAAGUAAUCAAAGAAACACGUGACUUUUAUUUAUUGAAGAAAGCUCAGCGGUGCCGGUAUCCGAGGGGACUGUGGUGCUUUGGAUGGAUAUGGCAUGGGCUCAGAUGUUUUAUUGUUGUAGUGCGUGGUCAUGUGGUGCAGCCUGUUAUUGUUCUUUUAAGUGGACGUCACUCGCUCUCAUUAACCUCGUUUAGGAGUGACUUACAGUUCAGUGCCAUCGUUUUAUUUUUAUUCUUAUUAAGUGACACAAAUUCAUUUUUCACUUUCUAACAAACAUCUUUUAGUUGUUUUUUUAGCGGUUUUAACGUUUCUUUUUUGAACGUCGCUCAGUGAAAUCAAGGCAUCGAGGGACUUUGGUUGUUGAACAUUUGCAGUGAGAUUGGAGCUUAGACGUGUGGGUUUUUUUCUUUGUGGGUUUAUCCGUCUGAACCGUUUUUUUCUAGUGUGGCAGGCUGUUAAAUAAACAAUUUGCUUCUUAGAGAUCUUUUUGGGGGUCAUUUAUUUUAGAAUCGGAGCGACAGAAGCAGAGUUUUCCGCGGUGAAGGUGGUUUUCUCAUGAAGUGCGGAGGCAAAGGACGUCUGGAGGAGGUGUAGAUGGAGGAGCUUGAAGGGAAGAAUUAGGAUUCAUCUCCCAUGCCAUACCUCGCCCCCCUAAAAACAGACCGGUCGGCAACACCAGGCCACAUCUGGGGGGGUCGGUUUCCAGCUGUGACGCGUGGAGCCGACGUUUCUCACAUCUUCCAAACUCACUUUGUCCUCCCGUUCCUCCCGUCUGAGGGAAGCGUGCAGUCCGCCUCUUACCUGGCAUCCUGGCUUUCUUCAACUUGUUGUGAAGAGAUGUUUUUUUAAGAAAGUGCAAUCUGAGACACGUUAAUAAUAACAAAAAUAAAAAAUGGUGCAACAUCA
Messenger RNA from Pungitius pungitius (ninespine stickleback), 6497 nucleotides. RefSeq names its product zinc finger protein 106a (gene znf106a). The coding region runs from base 102 to 5348 and encodes 1748 amino acids. Gene Ontology annotation, cellular component: membrane; cytosol. NCBI's taxonomy places the organism in Eukaryota, Metazoa, Chordata, Actinopteri, Perciformes, Gasterosteidae. Gene Ontology annotation, biological process: insulin receptor signaling pathway. The record is from RefSeq and is a predicted model, not a curated record. Gene Ontology annotation, molecular function: RNA binding; SH3 domain binding; zinc ion binding. The transcript is spliced from 22 exons.